GAGCGGAUUUCGGGCGCAACGACGGACCGCGCGACGCAUGAUGGCCGACGCCCAUGAGCUCCUCGAGAUGGAGACCUUCGACGCCAUCGAGGACAAGGACAGCUCCAAAGAUGUGGAGAUGCUGGACCCCGUCUUGAUGGCCGACUCGGAGACGUUGUGCCAGACCAUUAGCCAGAUAUGCGCGCUCGAAGAGCAACAACAGCCUCACGGGAAGUGUGGCGACGCCAUCUCGUUUCUGGACGAAUGGAUGGAAGACGAGAUCCGGCCGCCGGAAACCUUGGUCAUCAAGGUCGAAGUGACGCCCGACACGGACAGCCGACGCAGCAGUACCAACAGCGCUGUCGAGCAAGCGCUCUACUGCGACGACGAUGACGGCAACGAGAUGAUGAUGGACGACAAGUGGGUCUCAGUGAAAGAGGAGCCGCUGCCCGUGCCCGUCGAGAUCAACAACCCGACGCUGCUGCCAUCGCCGCAGCCCGAGAUUGAUGACUCGGACUUGCCGGCGAUGCUCGACAUGUUUAGCGCUCUCUACUCGGACGCCACCGCACCAGUCGCCAUCGACGAGCCCAAGCCGACACUGAGUAUCCACAUUCCGGGCCCGGCAGCGAUGCCACCGGCCGUGACAUACCAAGGCAGCCGCAUUCUAGCGCCGCAGAGCACGCCAAACGUGCCAUUGCCGUCGUACUUCAACACACCGUGCUGCGACAAGUCCAAGCCGCCGCCUGGCUACAGCAACUACAACUCGGGUGUGUCGCCGUAUCCCAUGCACGCCGUCAUAUCCCCGACAUACCCAGCUGUAGGAACGCUGGCCGCACGCACGAUUGUUCGAUCGAGGACACCGAAAGCGCUGCCUCGCAUGUCCAUGUCGCCCGACGUGGCCGAGCAAAAACUCAACCGCAUCUUCUUUCAGUACUCGGAUCCGCUCACCAAGACGAUGCUGCUCGCCCAGCUCUUAGUGCUCUUGAAGCGACACCGUAUCAAGGAAGACGCGCCGCUAAAUCUGCUCACGCUCUUCCCACCCAACGACAUCAACGCGCAGCCCUUUCCGUACUCGCUCUUUGGUGCUGGCAGCCAGCAGCCCCUCACGUUGGAGGGCUUUCAGAACGCCUUCCAGAUCUGCAAUCGGUGUACCGAGAUCAAGCGCAAGCAGCAUAGCACCAACGACGCGCGGGAGCUGCAAGAAGACGUGGCGCCAGUCAUUGUCCGCGUCGUUCCGAGCAUCUACGAAGGACCCAAGAUCAAGAGCUGCGACCAUUUUCAGUGGACGUGGUGCGAAGGGUUCGAGAAAACCAAAACGAAAAGUGCAACGGAACCAACCGCCACGACAAGUGCCCCAAGUACCUCGCCAACUGCACGCUGUGGAAGCACCGGCUACCGCCCAAGAACCGAAAGGCGUCCAAAGACAACGACACGCAGUGCUGCGACACGAUGGACUCGCCCGCCAAGAAACUUAAGUUCUUCACCUAGUCCAUUGUUUGUUCUGGUUUACUGACCUC
Messenger RNA from Saprolegnia parasitica CBS 223.65, 1496 nucleotides. RefSeq lists its product as hypothetical. NCBI's taxonomy places the organism in Eukaryota, Oomycota, Saprolegniomycetes, Saprolegniales, Saprolegniaceae. The transcript has 6 exons. The record is from RefSeq and is a predicted model, not a curated record. Bases 38 to 1492 code for a protein of 484 amino acids.